CGAGGGAUUAAGAUUGUUCCAUCAUAAAUCUCUCAUUCUUCCUCUCUUGUAGCGCAUGUUGGAUCGAGAUCGAGGGUGUCUGAGCCGCGAGAAGAGGGAUCUAUUUGAUCAGGUAACACCGGGUUGCAAGCUGCCUCUUUCAUCCUCGCUUCCUUGCCAUUGCUUGACGUUGUUAUCGGUAGAGAAUGGGGUUCUUGAUGGAGGAUGUUCCUGAGGAGUUGCUGGUCGAUAUCGUCAAUAGAUUGGAGCAAACUGCGGACAGGAAUUCGGUUUCCCUCGCCUGCAAGCGCCUCUGCGCGAUCGAUGGAGAACAAAGGCACUUCUUAAAGGUCGGGAGCGGAGUGCAUGCCGCGACCGAAGCCUUGACCUCGCUCUGCAUGCGCUUCCCCAACAUCAAGAAGCUCGAAAUCGACUCCUCUGGUCGGAAGUCGAACCCGGCGAAGCAAUUAGCCAACGGUGGCCUCCUUCUGCUCCCUUCUUGUUGCCCGUCGCUGACGGAACUCACUCUGAGCUUCUGUUCAUCCAUCGACGAUUCCGGCCUCGCCUUCCUCGCGUCGUGCCCGAAUCUCAGAUCCGUCGAGCUCAAUUUUGCACCAGCAAUCACUUGUGCUGGGAUUCUAUCGCUCGUCGUUGGGUGCAAGAAUCUGUCCGCUCUUCAUCUCAAUCGCUGCAACAAAGUGAGCAGUGACGAAUGGCUGGAGUACCUCGGCAAGUUUGGGAAGCUGGAGGACCUCUCGAUCAAGAACUGCAGGGGUAUCAGCGAGGACGAUCUCAUCAAACUGGGGCCUGGGUGGAGCAAUCUGAAGCGAUUGGAGGUCGAGGUGGACGCGUGCCACAGGCAGUCCAAGGUCUACGAGAGAUCAUCGGUGGACAAAUGGGCGAGGCAUCAGAGCCGCUACAAGAAUCUGCAGGAGCUGCGGUUGGUCAACUGCAGCGUAGCUCCGGGGAGAGGGCUGUCGUGCUUGUUGGGGGGAUGCGAGGCUCUGGAGAGGCUUCGCUUGGACAUGUGCGUGGGGGUGAAGGACAGCGACAUGGUGGCAUUGGCCUUGAAGUCGAAGAACCUGAGAAGCAUCUCGAUUGGCCUCCAUCCCCAGUACAUGGCGCCUGUGCUGCUGAGCAAUCCAUUGAGAUUGACCGACGAGAGCCUGAGGGCAAUAGCCGCGGGGUGUUCGAAGCUGGAAGCCUUGGAGCUAUCCUUCUCGGAUGGGGAGUUCCCAUCCUUGUCGUCUUGCUUCAGCCAGGGCGGCGUCCUGGCGAUGAUCCAGAGCUGUCCGAUUCGUGUUCUGGCACUGGAUGCUGCUUGCUUCUUCGACGACGGUGGGAUGGAAGCCCUCGGUCGUGCUCCCUACCUGCAGACGCUGAAGCUUGCCGAGUGCCAGGGAGUGACAGAUGUGGGGAUGCAGCAGCUCCUCCGACGCUUUCCACGCCUAACCAGUCUGGAGCUCCGUAAAUGCGUGGGGGUGACGGACUUGGGGUUGAAGCCGCUGAUUGGUUCAUGCAAACUGGAGUCACUGACGGUGCAAGGCUGCUCUCGGAUAUCGGAGGAAGGUGUCCGAGGGGCUGCAAGGACUGUCUCUUACGAGCAGGAUUCGCCAUGGAUCCAUUGAAGAAUCAACAUCAGGUGCUCGGUUCAACGGCAAGGAGCA
Molecule: messenger RNA, 1646 nt
Organism: Musa acuminata subsp. malaccensis (wild Malaysian banana)
Lineage: Eukaryota; Viridiplantae; Streptophyta; Magnoliopsida; Zingiberales; Musaceae
Product: F-box/LRR-repeat protein 14
Biological process (GO): SCF-dependent proteasomal ubiquitin-dependent protein catabolic process
Cellular component (GO): SCF ubiquitin ligase complex
Molecular function (GO): protein binding
Source: RefSeq, a predicted model, not a curated record